AUGGUGGAGCCUCUAAGAGAAGCUCGAGAUGGUUACCUCAUAUCUCUCAACAUAGGAACACCCUCCCAAGUCAUUCAAGUAUAUUUAGAUACCGGUAGUGAUCUCACAUGGGUUCCAUGCGGGAACUUGUCUUUUGAUUGCAUGGAUUGUGAUGAUUAUAGGAACGACAAACUGAAUGCCGCUUUCUCUCCAUCUUAUUCCUCAUCAACACUUAGAGACACUUGCUCUAGCCGGUUUUGCACAGAUGUUCAUAGCUCAGAUAACCCAUAUGACCCGUGCAUCAUUGCUGGAUGCUCAUUAUCGACUAUCCUCAAGGGCACAUGCGCUUGGCCAUGCCCCUCCUUUGCCUACACUUACGGUGCGGGCGGGAUCGUCGCCGGGAUAUUGACUAGGGAUACUAUCAGGGUUCAUAGUGCUAACCCUAAUGUUGUAAGGGAAAUUCCAAAUUUUGCGUUUGGGUGUGUCGGGUCCACCUACCAUGAGCCGAUGGGGCUUGCGGGGUUUGGGAGGGGAUCUCUUUCUCUUCCUUCUCAAUUAGGGUUCCUCCAAAAGGGCUUUUCCCAUUGCUUCUUGGCGUUCAAGUAUGCAAACAACCCCAACAUCUCAAGCCCUCUAGUCAUAGGAGAUGUGGCCAUAGCCCCAAAGGGAGACUUGCAGUUCACCCCAAUGAUGAAUAGUCCAAUUUACCCCAAUUACUACUACAUCGGUCUCGAGGGCAUCACGGUGGGGAACACAAGCGUGACCACCGCGCCUAAUAAUCUGCGAGAGUUCGACUCUCAAGGGAACGGGGGUCUAUUGAUAGACUCGGGAACCACGUACACCCACUUGCCGGAACCGUUCUAUUCACAGCUUCUCUCCAUCCUAGAGUUAGCAAUAAGUUACCCGAGGGCCAACGAAGUGGAGGCACGAAGCGGAUUCGAUCUUUGCUACAAGGUUCCAUGUCCCAACAACACUAACCCAAUGAAUGAUGACCUCCCUCCAAUCACACUCCAUUUCUUGAACAAUGUGGCCUUGUUGCUUCCUCAUGGGAAUAGCUUCUAUGCAAUGAGAGCUCCAAUCAACUCAAGUGUGGUCAAGUGCUUGUUGUUCCAGAGAAUGGAUGAUGGUGAUGGACCAGCUGGGGUUUUUGGGAGCUUCCAACAACAAAAUGUGGAGGUUGUGUAUGACUUGGAGAAUGGAAGGUUGGGUUUUCAGCCAAUGGAUUGUGCAUUGGCUGCUUCUUCACAAGGACUACUUCACAAAGGCUAA
Syzygium oleosum is the source of this 1248-nucleotide messenger RNA. RefSeq names its product probable aspartyl protease At4g16563. The transcript has a single exon. Lineage: Eukaryota; Viridiplantae; Streptophyta; Magnoliopsida; Myrtales; Myrtaceae. Gene Ontology annotation, molecular function: aspartic-type endopeptidase activity. Gene Ontology annotation, biological process: proteolysis. Gene Ontology annotation, cellular component: extracellular region. Bases 1 to 1248 code for a protein of 415 amino acids. The record is from RefSeq and is a predicted model, not a curated record.